AUGUCGAAACCAGCUACUUCUGAUAAACCCUGCAAAAGCCAAGCACCGGAGGAGAAGAAGUCAUCCAUACCGGAACCCAUAAUGGUAGCUCCAUGGAGGUCGUUGCCAGACGAUUACAUGGAGAAGCACGGCCCGUGCGCGCACCUGGACAAAAAGAAGGAAAGCGGCCACAUCAUCAUACCCACAAAAUACAAGCCGAAACCCGACCCGCCACCGCCCCCACAGGAAUGCGAAUGCUACAAACAGGAGAAAACCAGAGUGGCCCCGUGGCGGUCGGUGCCGCCCGGCAUGGACAAGCGAUGCGGACCGAAAUAA
Messenger RNA from Phyllotreta striolata, 315 nucleotides. The record is from the annotation of a GenBank genome assembly. Lineage: Eukaryota; Metazoa; Arthropoda; Insecta; Coleoptera; Chrysomelidae.